Molecule: messenger RNA, 2913 nt
Organism: Toxorhynchites rutilus septentrionalis
Lineage: Eukaryota; Metazoa; Arthropoda; Insecta; Diptera; Culicidae
Exons: 1
Coding region: 1-2913 (970 amino acids)
Source: RefSeq, a predicted model, not a curated record
AUGGCCGACGCAGAUUUGAAGCAAGCGAUUCUCCGGCUGACUGAUCUCAUCGCAAACCAGCAGCAGCAGAUUGCAGCUCUCCAGCAGGGUAACGCUAAUCAAGUUGGAAGCGAGAAGAUCAUCGAGUCACUCUCAACGGGAAUCGACGAGUUUCAGUACGAUCCAGACGGCGGCAUCUUCUUCGAUUCGUGGUAUGCUCGAUACGAGGACGUGUUCGAGGAGGACGGAAAGCAUUUGGAUGACAAAGCAAAGGUCAGGCUACUUCUGCGGAAAAUCGGCACGCAAUUCCACGAACGCUACGUGAACAGUGUUUUGCCGAGUCAUCCGCGGGAUUUUUCAUUCGAAGACACCGUCAAGAAGCUGAAGAAACUUUUUGGAUGCCAAAAGUCACUCUUCAACGCACGCUACCAGUGUCUUCAAUACGUGAAAAAUGAAGUCGACGAUUUUUCGUCUUACUCAGCAUCGGUGAACAAGCACUGCGAAGCGUUCCAGAUCGGAAAGCUAUCCAGCGACCAAUUCAAGACGCUCAGGUUCGUAUGCGGUCUCCAGUCACCACGCGAUUCGGAUAUCCGGACCAGGCUGAUCGGGAAGUUGGAAGCUGAAGAAAACGCGCCGCCCGCCGACGGUGCCAACCUCAAGCUUGAAAACCUGGUUGAGGAGUGCAACCGCAUCAUCAACCUUAAGCAAGACACGCAAAUGAUCGAGAAAGGUUGUACGGACAAGUCUAAAGUCAACGCAAUCUCUCGUCAUCGUACUUCAAACGGAAAGGAGAAGAAGUCACCAAAAACACCUUGCUGGUUCUGUGGGGAUCUUCAUUAUGUCAAGGAGUGCCCCUACCAGACACACACAUGUUCAAAGUGUAAACGAAAGGGCCACAAGGAAGGGUACUGCUCCUCAUCCGAGAAGAAGCUGACAAAGCAGAUCGAUAAACCCAAACCUAAGGACAUCGUCAAGUCUAAAGGUAUUGCGGUUAAGCGAGUUGAUCUGAAAGCAAAGCGGAAGUUCGUGAAAAUCGACAUCAACGGUGUACCAGCAAAGUUGCAGCUCGAUUGUGCAUCUGACAUCACCAUCAUCUCCAAACGAACUUGGACAUCGGUGGGUAAGCCUGUCAUCGAGACAACGGAUGUCGCUGCUGUGAGCGCCUCGGGUGACGGCAUCGACAUCGUAGGUGAAUUCAACGCUGAAAUCACCAUCCAAGACGUGACGAAAGUGGGUCGCAUUUUCGUUACAAGCAAUCCGGAUCUCAACGUUCUGGGAAUUGAAACGAUCGAUCAGUUCGAUCUCUGGUCGGUUCCGUUCAGUUCAUUAGUCAACUCAAUCCAACAAAACUCAAACGCAACAAUGCAGAAGCUGCAAGCGAAGUUCCCUGAAGUGUUCCAACCAACCCUCGGAUGCUGCACCAAAGCUAAGGUAACGCUCUACCCGAAGCCAGAUGCACGACCUGUGUACUGCCCCAAGCGACCGGUUGCCUACGCUGCCCUUCCGAAGGUUGAUGCUGAGCUGCAGAGACUUCAAGACAACGGCAUCAUCUCGCCAGUCCAGUUUUCUGAUUGGGCUGCACCUAUCGUCGUGGUUCGUAAAUCUGAUGUCUCCGUUCGCAUUUGUGGUGACUAUUCCACAGGUCUCAACAAUGCACUAGAAUCAGAUCGCCAUCCACUGCCUCAUCCGGACGAUAUGUUCGGUGAACUCGCCGGUUGCCGUUUCUUCUCCUGUAUCGAUUUUUCGGAUGCCUAUCUCCAGGUCGAAGUUGAAGAAGCUUCCCGGAAACUGCUAACGAUAAACACACACAAAGGUCUGUUCCUGUACAACCGAUUGCCACCCGGAGUCAAAUCCGCACCAGGUGCAUUCCAGAGGAUCAUCGACAGUAUGCUAGCCGGAAUUCCUGGAGUGAAACCGUACCUGGAUGACAUUCUAAUUGCUGGAAAGACCCAAGAAGAGCACGAUCGUAGUCUGAAUGAUGUGCUCCAACGUAUUCGUGAGUGUGGAUUCUAUCUGCGCAUCGAGAAGUGCCGUUUUGCACUUCCGCAGAUCAAGUUUCUGGGUCACAUCCUCGACAAGGAUGGUCUCCGCCCGGAUCCAACCAAAACAAGAGCAAUCUUUGAGAUGUCAGCACCAACGAAUCUGUCGCAACUGCGUUCAUACCUGGGUGCGAUUAACUACUAUGGACGGUUCGUUGGACAGAUGAAGGAACUCCGAGCGCCGCUGGACUGUCUACUGAAGAAACUUGUCGAAGGGGAGAAGGCAGUAAUGUUCCAGGAUCUGCAGACGUUUCUAUCGGUUUACCGGUCAACACCAAACAGAAGAAUAGAUGGUAAGACGCCAGCUCAUCUAUUUCUAGGUCGACCGCUACGAACGACACUGGAUCUGCUGAAGCCGUGUCCUCCAAGUCCAACGCUGGUCAACGAAAAGCAAAAUUCCCAGUUCAACAGACGACAUUGUGCGAUGAAACGAACCUUUGAUGCUGAAGAAAUGGUCUUUGCCCAGGUUCAUUAUCGUAACACAACAGAAUGGGUUCCAGGUCAAAUCAUCGAGCGCAAGGGUAACGUAAACUACACCAUGUUGCUCGAGAACGGACGACUCAUUCGAGCACACACAAACCAAAUUCGACAACGAUAUGGAAGCGAUGCCGAUGCUGAUUCUACACCUCAAAAUCAACUUCCUUUGGCACUGCUGAUCGAUGAAUUCAAUUUUCAAGAUAUGAAACCUCCGGAUCCAGUAGUUCCUCCAAUAGAAGAUGAGCAACCGAUUCCUGAUGAUGAGCCGAUGCCUGUCGAUGAUGAACAAGAAGUUGUUGAAGACGACGUUAACGACGAUGAAUCUGAUGUUCCUAUUGAAGACUCUCCACAACCCGUCAGGCCAGAAGGAAGACUUCGUAGGCUCCCAGCAUGGCUUGCACCGUACGAUAUUUUCUAA